AUGCAGACAGAUGAGUCAAAGAUGGAACCACGAGGUCAACAAAGGAAGAAAAGAUAUAGAAGUGCAUUGUGUGUUCUCACCUGCACACGGCAUCACCUGCACACGGCAUCACCUGCACACGGCAUCACCUGCACACGGCAUCACCUGCACACGGCAUCACCUGCACACGGCAUCACCUGCACACGGCAUCACCUGCACACGGCAUCACCUGCACACGGCAUCACCUGCACACGGCAUCACCUGCACACGGCAUCACCUGCACACGGCAUCACCUGCACACGGCAUCACCUGCACACGGCAUCACCUGCACACGGCAUCACCUGCACACGGCAUCACCUGCACACGGCAUCACCUGCACACGGCAUCACCUGCACACGGCAUCACCUGCACACGGCAUCACCUGCACACGGCAUCACCUGCACACGGCAUCACCUGCACACGGCAUCACCUGCACACGGCAUCACCUGCACACGGCAUCACCUGCACACGGCAUCACCUGCACAUGGCAUCACCUGCACACGGCAUCACCUGCACACGGCAUCACCUGCACACGGCAUCACCUGCACACGGCAUCACCUGCACACGGCAUCACCUGCACACGGCAUCACCUGCACACGGCAUCACCUGCACACGGCAUCACCUGCACACGGCAUCACCUGCACACGGCAUCACCUGCACACGGCAUCACCUGCACACGGCAUCACCUGCACACGGCAUCACCUGCACACGGCAUCACCUGCACACGGCAUCACCUGCACACGGCAUCACCUGCACACGGCAUCACCUGCACACGGCAUCACCUGCACACGGCAUCACCUGCACACGGCAUCACCUGCACACGGCAUCACCUGCACACGGCAUCACCUGCACACGGCAUCACCUGCACACGGCAUCACCUGCACACGGCAUCACCUGCACAUGGCAUCACCUGCACAUGGCAUCACCUGCACAUGGCAUCACCUGCACACGGCAUCACCUGCACACGGCAUCACCUGCACACGGCAUCACCUGCACAUGGCAUCACCUGCACAUGGCAUCACCUGCACAUGGCAUCACCUGCACAUGGCAUCACCUGCACAUGGCAUCACCUGCACAUGGCAUCACCUGCACACGGCAUCACCUGCACACGGCAUCACCUGCACAUGGCAUCACCUGCACAUGGCAUCACCUGCACAUGGCAUCACCUGCACAUGGCAUCACCUGCACAUGGCAUCACCUGCACACGGCAUCACCUGCACACGGCAUCACCUGCACAUGGCAUCACCUGCACAUGGCAUCACCUGCACAUGGCAUCACCUGCACAUGGCAUCACCUGCACAUGGCAUCACCUGCACAUGGCAUCACCUCCACAUGGCAUCACCUGCACAUGGCAUCACCUGCACAUGGCAUCACCUGCACAUGGCAUCACCUGCACACGGCAUCACCUGCACAUGGCAUCACCUGCACAUGGCAUCACCUGCACAUGGCAUCACCUGCACAUGGCAUCACCUGCACACGGCAUCACCUGCACACGGCAUCACCUGCACACGGCAUCACCUGCACAUGGCAUCACCUGCACAUGGCAUCACCUGCACAUGGCAUCACCUGCACAUGGCAUCACCUGCACAUGGCAUCACCUGCACAUGGCAUCACCUCCACAUGGCAUCACCUGCACAUGGCAUCACCUGCACAUGGCAUCACCUGCAUUGCAUGGGCAUCACCUUGAGCACAGCUAGUGCCGCCGCUGCACCCUCCCUCUGCACCGCACUGCGUUCCACCGCCACCACACUCCCCUCCCCUUCACUCCUCCCCUUCUCCCCUCCCCGCACACUCCCUCCUCCGCCCUCACUCCUCCAGCCCAACCCCUCCCCACUCCCCCUCCGCGCCUCCCUCCCCUCUCUCCCCUCUCUCCCCUCUCUCCCCUCGCGCCCCCCUCGCACCCUCACCCCGUCAUCCCAUGCGCGUGUGUUCUCGCCCCUCUCGCCCCUCUCACCCCUCUCACCCCAUGCCAUCCAUCGGCGCGAGGGGAACUCCGCACUCUCCCUGCGCCCCACCCCGCUCAGCCAUCCACGUGAGGCCCUAGGCUCGGUAAAUACCAACCCGUUGGAGGUAGGCUCGGCCAAGCCUACAGAGCCGAAAGUUACAACGGGUGGGGAGCGGGAGAAGAGUGGCCUGGUGGCAGCGGCAGUGGGGGGCGAGGAGGAGGAGGGGAUGAGCGGCGAGGGGAAGGAUGGAAAAGGGGGGAUGGGGGGAGGGGAGAAGGAGGAGGGGAUGGGAAGCGAGGAAGAGGAGGGGAUGGGGGGCGAUGAAGAGGCAGCAGUGGGCGCGGGGCGGAGCAAAGCGACGAGCUCAGAGGCAGCGUGGGCGUUGAAAGCAGCCCACUGCACGUCCUCCCUGCUGCCCAGCAGCUGCUGCAGUAGCCUUGGCGCCUGCUCGCCCACCUGA
Closterium sp. Yama58-4 is the source of this 2424-nucleotide messenger RNA. The record is from the annotation of a GenBank genome assembly. Lineage: Eukaryota; Viridiplantae; Streptophyta; Zygnematophyceae; Desmidiales; Closteriaceae.